Molecule: messenger RNA, 3919 nt
Organism: Delphinapterus leucas (beluga whale)
Lineage: Eukaryota; Metazoa; Chordata; Mammalia; Artiodactyla; Monodontidae
Gene: FOXP3
Product: forkhead box P3
Biological process (GO): regulation of transcription by RNA polymerase II
Cellular component (GO): nucleus
Molecular function (GO): DNA-binding transcription repressor activity, RNA polymerase II-specific; RNA polymerase II cis-regulatory region sequence-specific DNA binding
Source: RefSeq, a predicted model, not a curated record
AGGGCCUCGUCGGCGAACAGCACCCUCCGCGGGGCCACCGCUGCCUCGACUGAGGCCUGAAGCCAGUCUUGCAGACGGGUUGGAGUGGACAUUGGAUGACAGAACUCUGGGUUAUGCAGGGCACUGGAGAGCCAAGGGCAGGGAGUCUCAGCCACGGCCUGUCAGGAGAAGCCCCUGGGGGCUGGUCUCCCCUGUUGACCAUUGGUUGGAGGGGGUGCCUGUGGAGGUGAGGAAAUGCAGCGGCCAAGUCUUGGACAACCUGAAACCUUCAAGCCCCCAGAAGAAUCUCCAAAUCUCAGAACCUCCCUAUCAUUGCAGCCUAGAAUUUAAAACCUGAGACCGUUGUGCUCAAGGAAACCUGGCGGUUUCAAAGGCCAGCACCAAUGGAACGCAGGGCCCCUAUCCUCCGGCUCUGUGAUAUCGGGCAAGUUGCCCGACUACUUCGUGCCUCCGUUUUCCCCAUCUGUAUAACGGCCAUGAUGACAAGAUGGAAAUCCAAGGGCUGUGGUGAGGAUUGAACACGAUAAUUGUGAAAAGUGUUCGGCGCUGCGUCUGGCACAUGGAAAAUCUGAGAUAAUUGUCGGCUACGGGGAUGAUGGUGGAUAUUUAGAAUCCUAAAUCCUUGGAAACUGGGACUUUUCGAAGUAGAAAACCGCAAAGGCUGAGGGCCUCAGAAGCAUCAGGCCAUGGUGUCCCUGACCAUGAGAAGGCUGGGGUCCCAACGAGCCUCUCUAGGCUUUGUGAGGAUGGAUUCAUUAAUACUGGGGCCUGGUUGGGACCUUCCCCUCUGGGUCAGAGCUCUCAGGCCCUAAGAUGUAAUGAGGCAAGACUUUUCUCCCUUUCCUCACUCAGUGAUGUUCAGUGGAUUCUGGGAGCCAAUGAUUCUCAGACUCUUGGAUUCUGUGAAUUGUCGGGGGUAGGGAGGGACUCCCUGCUUUUUUCUCCAUGAAGUAACUUCCAUGCCUCUUACCCUCUGUGAGAAGAUGGGUUGCAAGAGUAUCCGGAGCUCCCCACCCCUGGGCAGUAAGACUGUGAUGACCGUAUCAAUUCCACUUAAGGGGAAACUGAGGCCUGGACCAGAGCAAGGCCUCUGGAAACGCAGCCCUAUUCCAUUUCUUUCCCUGGUGUUUCCCGUCCACAUGUAGCAUCUCAGUUCCUUUCUUCCUUUCCCCAGAGACCCUCAAAUAUCCCCUCACUCACAGAGUGGCAUCUCUCCCUGCCUGGGAUGUCCCUGUGAUUUGAGUUCUUUUCCCUUUUUUCUAACUCUACACACUUUUGUUUUAAAAACUGUAGUUUCUCAUGAGCCCUGUUAUCUCAUUGAUACCUCUCACCUCUGUAGUGAGGGGAAGAAAUCAUAUUUUCAGAUGACUCGUAAAGGGCAAAGAAAAAACCCAAAAUUUCAAAAUUUCCGUUUAAGUCUCAUAAUCAAGAAGAGGAGAAACAGAGCGAGCGAGUGAGAGAGAGAGCGAGAGAGAAAAAACUAUGAGAACCCCCCCCACCCCGUGAUUAUCAGCGUACACACUCAUCGAAAAAAAAAAUUGGAUUAUUAGAAGAGAGAGGUCUGUGGCUUCCACACCGUGGUUUUUCUUCUCGGUAUAAAAGCAAAGUUGUUUUUGAUAUGUGACAGUUUCCCACAAGCCAGGCUGAUCCUUUUCUGUCAGUCCACUUCACCAAGCCUGCCCUCGGACAAGGACCCAAUGCCCAACCCCAGGCCAGCCAAGCCCUUGGCCCCUUCCUUGGUACUCAGCCCAUCCCCAGGAGCCUUGCCCAGCUGGAGGGCUGCACCCAAGGCCUCAGACCAGCUGGGAGCCAAGGGCCCGGGGACAACCUUCCAGGGCCGGGACCUCCGAGGUGGGGCUCACGCCUCCUCUUCCUCCUUGAACCCCAUGCCACCAUCGCAGCUGCAGCUGCCCACAGUGCCCCUCGUCAUGGUGGCACCCUCUGGAGCACGGCUGGGUCCCUCGCCCCACUUGCAGGCACUCCUCCAGGACAGGCCACACUUUGUGCACCAGCUCUCAACGGUGGAUGCCCAUGCCCGGACCCCUGUGCUGCAGGUGCGCCCACUGGACAGCCCAGCUAUGAUCAGCCUCCCGCCACCCACUGCUGCUACGGGGGUCUUCUCCCUCAAGGCCCGGCCCGGCCUGCCACCUGGGAUCAACGUGGCCAGCCUGGAAUGGGUGUCCAGGGAGCCAGCACUGCUCUGCACCUUCCCAAGCCCCGGUGUGCCCAGGAAGGACAGCACCCUUUCAACCAUGCCCCAGGGCUCCUACUCACUGCUAGCAAAUGGUGUCUGCAAGUGGCCCGGAUGUGAGAAGGUCUUCGAGGAGCCAGAGGACUUCCUCAAGCACUGCCAGGCAGACCAUCUCCUGGAUGAGAAGGGCAGGGCGCAGUGUCUCCUCCAGAGGGAGGUGGUGCAGUCUCUGGAGCAACAGCUGGUGCUGGAGAAGGAGAAGCUGGGUGCUAUGCAAGCCCACCUGGCUGGGAAGAUGGCCCCAACCAAGGCUCCAUCCACGGCAUCGUCCGACAAGGGCUCCUGCUGUAUCGUAGCCACUGGCACCCCGGGCACCACUGUCCCAGCCUGGCCGGGUCCCCAAGAGGCCCCUGAAGGCCUGUUUGCUGUGCGGAGGCACCUCUGGGGCAGCCAUGCAAACAGCACGAUCCCAGAGUUCUUCCACAACAUGGACUACUUCAAGUUUCACAACAUGCGGCCCCCUUUCACCUAUGCCACCCUCAUCCGCUGGGCCAUCCUGGAGGCUCCCGAGAAGCAGCGGACACUCAACGAGAUCUAUCACUGGUUCACACGCAUGUUCGCCUUCUUCAGAAACCACCCUGCCACCUGGAAGAACGCCAUCCGCCACAACCUGAGCCUGCAUAAGUGCUUCGUGCGUGUGGAGAGUGAGAAGGGGGCCGUGUGGACCGUGGAUGAGUUUGAGUUCCGCAAGAAGAGGAGCCAGAGGCCCAGCAGGUGUUCCAACCCCACACCCGGCUCCUGACCUCAAAGCCAAGGAAAGAAGGAAGGACAGGGGCCAAAACGGGGGAGUAGAAGUGGCUGGAGGCAGGGGUGACCGGCCCUGAACGUCCCUGCAGGGACCAAGAAGUAAGGUGUGCACCAUCUUGCUGGCCAGGGACCCUGCUCCCCAGCUGACCGCCCUCCUGGAUCACAUGCUCUGCACCAAGGCUGCUCAGAGGGACCUUGGCCCCAACCCCACACCCCCGCCCCAGCCCCCUGCGACUGGCUCUCCAGCCAAACUGAGCCUUCACAACCGACCACACACACAGCCUGCCUCAGUCGCUCUCACAGAUGACCUUAGGGCUGGAAAGGACACAGAGAGUCGCAAUCCUGUCCCUUGGACUCAAUACAAACCCUAAAACACGAAGAGCCUGCCUCAGUACACUCACACCACCUCAAAUCCGCAGUCACACAAACAGUCACACCCGAGCACAGUCCUGUCAACCCACAUGCCCCAAAGCACACACCCGUAGCCAGCUUCCAGGCCCACAGGUGCAGUGUCACACGGGGCAUGCCCAGACACCCGCACAGAAGCAGCCUCGGUACCUUCAGGAUCUCAGGUCCCAGAAAGCCACACAGACACAUGCUGGUCACACACGGUAUCACACAGCUCCCGACACAGACGCUCGGUCGCACAGACUCUCUGAACUCACCUGCAUGUCUCACACAUGCGCACCCACAAAGCACCCCAGUGGGCGUCCUGAGUCCCACGCAGACACCCAGGGCCAUGCACACCGACUCACCAAAUGUACCCAGUGUCUCACCUGCCACCCGCCCCCUCCCCCAUCCUGAGCCCUGUGCCCUGUGCCCCCAUCCAUGCCUCAGCUUAGACUGCAGACAGAGCCCCUCAUUUAUUUGAGAUCCAAGGCCCCAACCCCCAGCACCCUCCGCAAUAAACUGCAGCUGAGC